AUGGAAGCAGCGUCUCGUUUGUCGUUGGAUGUGAUUGCUGCAGAAAGGACCGAAGCUGCAGCUAUUGCAAAACGGACGCGUACGAGUUUUUCCGAGUCGAUUGCGUCGUUAUCCGGUCAAGCGCUCCCUGAGCGUGCUGCAGAAGGUUUCCAGGAAAGUUCUGAGGUCGAUGAGGCAUGGAGCGCACGUAGUAAUCCGAGCGUUAGUAGUUACAACAGUAGUAUGCGCGAAAGGCAUCGCCAUGCGAUUGCCAGUGCCUUCUUUGGCUCGAAUUCUACUGCUACGGAGACGAUCGUCGAGAGUCCACGGGCAGGCAUCGAUCGAUGGAGACCACGACGCCGUCGAAGCAGUUAUAGAACUACAGAGAGAGGAAGAGACGGACUGUUACGGCGAUUUUUUCGGCCGAGAAGAGCGUCCGAGUCGGCGCUGACAGUAGGUGAGAUUGAAGCAGGUGGUUUGCAGGAGGAGCAACAUGCGAGGACUCGGCGGAGGCAGUUAUCGGUACCGCUUGACUCGAUGAAGGGAGAGGAACAGGAGGAAAAGGAGACAAGAGAGGAGCGAUGGACGCGGAGAGAAAACCGGUUGUUGUUCGAGGACUUGGUGCAUUUGGCGAACACGCAUCAGCCAGUUGAGUUUGGCAGGUUCAAACAGCGGAGGUCGUUGAGAGAAAACAGCCGAGUCGAACGUAGCAGCAAGGUAUCGAGCGCUUAUUUGCAGCGGUCUUCUGUAGCUGAAGAACUGGACGUGGAAGGCUCGUGCUCGUUCAAUAGUCUUGAAGAGAAGACCGACGAAACGUACGGCGACGAGGUGAUCAACACGGAACUAUUGGAAGCGUACAUUGCGUAUUCCAAGUCCAUUGGACAUGAGCCAAACUUUCAUCUUAACUCUGACAUGAUUCCUUUGCAGUCUCAAGAUAUGAUGGAGAACACUGUCGAGUACAAGGAUAAGGAACAGCAGCGUGUUCAUCGGGUAUCGUAUAUCCACGACCGCCCGGUGCUGAGGGAACACCAACACUUUUGGACUGGAUUUUUGGGUACGAGGUAUAGCAAACGCCGAGGCUGUGUGCAGUUGUGGACGUGGCUACUUAUCGGGGUCGGCGUUCUCUUGUGGCUGGGUAUCUCGCUUUCGUCCCUCGAGAUGAAUGAAGUGCUGCACCUUGGCGCCUUUACUUUUGAAGAUGUCCAGGUCUUGGAAGAUUACACGUUUCUCCACUUUCUAGAGAGAGUGGACUUUGAUCUUACGUACACGAUUCAGACGCCGACUUCUGCCACGCGGAACUCUAGUGCAACGUCAAAUGCUUCGUUUUUCAAUGCGCUGCUGCUUACUCAAGAGGAGUACGAGCACUACAUUGAAGGCGAGCCGUUCGAGUACAUUGAAGCUGGAACCACCUUACGCACGACCUAUGCGUACUUGUCGCACACGUUUAUCGAGAACACGCUCGAGAAGACCAUGUACUUUGUGGUGCAACCGUGUUACCUCGAGCGUAAUCCAAGGGCUGACUACUGUCAACCUGCACAGCUACCAACGAGUGUAUCAUCGAGUGAAAAGAUCUACAACCUUAAGAAAAGGAAUACAGUGGAAGAGCAGGUUGAUCACGAACGCUUUAGCGUCACGUACUUGUCUGCGAAUUCGAUCCCAGUUGCCUGCAGCUCAUCGGGUUGGCUCGGUGGCAGCUACUUGCUGCUGUUUUUGCCCUAUGUGGUCAUUACGUUGUUCGGUUUGCGUGGCUUCCAGAUGGUCGUGCACUGUGAGAGCUGGCGGAAGAACCUUGAGCGCAACUAUUCUAGAGAACUGAACAUGCCCGAGAAUGAGGUGGACUAUUGGCAACCCGUGCCAUGGGAUCGAAAGGUGCCGAAGACGAGGCUGUGUGGACCUUGUUGCUGGAAAAAGUUCCGACGGCCAUUAGAGCCGUUCCACACGUGGUGGCGUCAUGAAAACUACUUUACGUGGAUCUUUUGCCCUUAUCGGAAUGAGCAGCUCUCGCGUGGCGAGCGAGCCCUGAUUAUCGUGUGCUCGCUGUAUAUAACGUUCUACGUGCUGUUCAUCAUUGUGAUGUUGCGGGAUUCGUGGGGUGCCAACAUGACCAUCUUCCGUUCCGUGGUGCUUUAUGCGAUCCUGAUUUCCGUCUUACCACCUGCUGGUAAAGCUGGUUUCAAGGAACUGUUCAAGUUGAUCUUCCGGCAACGCCGCAAGUACUUUCGAGCUAAAGCUGCUGGAGGUGGUGGCGACUUGAAGGGGUUUUCCUUUCGUUUUGCGUUCCUGUUGCAGUUCCUGGUGGUGCUUCUACUCACGGUCGCCCAAGCUCCAAUCUUUUACAUUUGGGCAUUUCGUAGUUGUUUGUUCUUGAGGCAGUUCAUGUGGUUUGGAGCACUGGCGUCCAUCAUGCGAAUGUCCCUCGUGGCCCUCGCACUGGACUUGAUCUGGUACUUGAUCAUUCAGACCUGGGGCUGGAAGGACUUGUGUCCGUAUUGCACGGAGCGGAUCAAACACUGUGACUGUUUCAACGAUGAAUUGCUCGUCCUUGCAGUGGAACGCGUCGGUCCGAAGUGGCAAUUGAUUCGAGUGCUCGAUGACCUCAUGGCCAAGCAAUGUAACUACGAUCCGCAGUUCAAAUUGUACACGUCCGAGCAACUUCGUGAACGCUGGGAUGUCCUCGUGGAGCGAGCGAAGACACACAUGGAAAAGAUGGAGAAGUUACGUGCGUAUCAGGAAAAAAAGCGGCUCGAGACGCUGCGCUUUGACCGGGUGCGACGCAGUGUGACAAGUUUUCUAUCCUUCCGUGGCGCUGCGUUGUUAUCGCAUCAGUCUGGAUCCGAUAUACAGGAGUUUACUGGCGACCAGGAGAAUACGAGGAAGUCGUUUAACGGCGCCAGCUUUGCUAGUGAUGAAGAGGAGAAAUGUCAUGAGAAUGGGGCUAUGGACUUGCAGGUUUGCAGUCUCCGGGAGAAAAAAGUGCUUGAGCUGAACAACGACAUCAAGUUGGACAAGUAUGAAAAGCAGUACGACUCGAACAUCUCCAGUGUCUUCCACGCGCUCACUUGUUCGGUCCAGAACUUACGUCGACACGGGAAGCCCCCGGUCACGACCCGAAAGGAGCGUCGUCGAUGUGGGCAAGGUAUCAAUGAGGAAGAGGCUUUAAGUGGUAGUGAGGAUGAUGAAGAUGAAGAUGGAGGAUCGAGAGCUGAGACUGCUCGCGAUUCUUGUAGCCGUCGUGGGAUUGGCGAGACCAUGUGGGUGUUUGAUACGCCCGCACAGCGUCUCAAGCGUCGGGAAGAAGAAAAGCUGCGACGCAAGCGGGCCUUCCGAGUCUUGGACAAUUACAAGAUUGAGAGCGUGGACACGUCAAUGGAGCCACUGGCUCUUGCAAAGUCGUCGUUGUCCCCCAUUCGCUCUCGCCACAGCUCUUUGUCUGCGGUCUCGAAUGUGCCGUUAUCAUCAACGAGUCUUGUGAGUCAGCGGCAUCACGCGAUGAUGCAGCCGUUGCUGAUACCGAGUACCCAGCCACCAGUAUCGUUACCAGGUGAGACUUUGGUGGUCCUUAUGCUGGAUAAUGGACAGAGGAACGGAAGGGAGGACAGGGUCGAUGAAAGGGUUCAUCUGGAAGAAAGGAUGGUGACUGGAAGUGGAAACGACGUCUACGAUGAUAAUAAGGAGGACAAGAACUUGAGCGGCGUGGAGCGUGGCAAUCAGCAUUCACCUUUGGACCACGUUGCACCAGUAAGCAGGACCUAUUCAGUCACGGAGAGACCUCAGACUCUAUAUCGACGGUUGUCUGCCUCAGCUUCAGCUUUUACUGCCUGGGCGCUGAACUACGACCCCUCUGUAGAAUACUGA
Molecule: messenger RNA, 3834 nt
Organism: Peronospora matthiolae
Lineage: Eukaryota; Oomycota; Peronosporomycetes; Peronosporales; Peronosporaceae
Source: the annotation of a GenBank genome assembly